AUGGCGCAUAAAUCAGGACUCACCUCUCCCCCGCCUCCACCCAUCCUCGUCUCAGAGUCGAGCCUUAUUAAGUUGUCCUAUUCCAUUUCCUCUGCUUUCUCCUCUCAGGUUCCAGAGAAGCAGUGGGAAAAUGCCACCUGGCUGGUGACGGAGUUCAUGCUGGUGGGUUUCUCCACCUUCCCAGGCCUGAGGACCACCCUCUUUGCACUGUCCUUCCUCACAUACUUGGUUACCCUGGGUGGCAAUGUUACCAUCAUCACCAUCAUACAUGCGGAUCGGACCCUUCACACUCCCAUGUACCGCUUCCUGGCCGUGCUGUCCCUCUCUGAGACCUGCUACACGCUGGUCACCAUCCCCACCAUGCUGGGUCAUCUGCUCAUGGAGAGUGGAGCUAUCUCCAUCCCUGGCUAUUGGGCUCAGAUGUUCUUCUACCUGGGCCUGGGAUGCACCCACUGCUUCCUCCUUACCCUGAUGGGUUACUACCGCUGCGUUGCCAUCUGUCAUCCCCUGCGUUAUUGGGUGAUCAUGAGACCCACAGUUUGCCUCUACCUGGGAGCCCUGGUUUUCUGCUUCGGGUCCUCGGUGGCCUUGAUCGAGACCAGGCUGAUCUUCUCCUCGCCCUUGUGCCGCAGCGAACGCGUGGAACACUUCUGCGACAUCACGCGUAUCCUCGUGGUGCUGGUCGCCUUCCUCAUCCUCCUCUCCUACACCUUCACUGUGGCCGCCCUCCUGAGGAUCCCCUCAGCAGCCGGCUGGCACAAGCCCUUCUCCACCUGUGCGGCCCACAUCACCGUGGUCAUUGUGCAUUUCGGCUGCGCCUCCAUCAUCUACCUGAGGCCUGAGUCCAGAGGGAACCCGGACCGGGACCGCCUGGUGGCUGUGUUCUACACGGUGGUGACACCGCUGCUGAACCCGGUGGUACACACUCUGCGCAAUAAAGAUGUGAGGGUGGCAUCGAGGAGGACCCUGGAGCGAAGCCGCGGAGUUUUAAAAAUAAACACUCGUCCUAAGUUCCGGGUCUAG
This is a messenger RNA of Orcinus orca (killer whale), 1023 nucleotides long. Its product is annotated as olfactory receptor 10T2-like. Gene Ontology annotation, molecular function: olfactory receptor activity. Gene Ontology annotation, biological process: G protein-coupled receptor signaling pathway. NCBI's taxonomy places the organism in Eukaryota, Metazoa, Chordata, Mammalia, Artiodactyla, Delphinidae. Gene Ontology annotation, cellular component: membrane. The record is from RefSeq and is a predicted model, not a curated record. The coding region runs from base 1 to 1023 and encodes 340 amino acids. The transcript is spliced from 3 exons.